Molecule: messenger RNA, 1068 nt
Organism: Cladocopium goreaui
Lineage: Eukaryota; Dinophyceae; Suessiales; Symbiodiniaceae
Source: the annotation of a GenBank genome assembly
GCUGCUGAUUUUUUGCUGUUCCCGCGAAAAUCUCCGACAGCAUGGCUGUGCAACAGUUGCGACCCCACAGGGUGUCCGGUGCAGAGAAGCAGGCUGUAGGCACCGUGCUGGCCUUGGCACUGCAGAAGGCAUGGCGCAGUGGCUCCGCAGGAUUUUUGGCGGGCACCAUGCAGGUGCUGGCGUUCAUGUGGCUACGCACCGCCAUGAAUUAUCAGUACAAGUUUGGUGGCACCUUGCUUGAGGUUCUCAAGAAGCUCUGGGAUGAAGGAGGUCUGUUGCGGCUCUACCAGGGCCUCUUUCCCUGGGCCAUCUUUCAAGCGCCCUUGUCGCGCUUCGGCGACGUGGCGGCGAACGAUAUGGUCCUGGUACUCUUUCAGCAGCUGAUGCCGCAGGUUCCAGUGAGCAUGGCGACCUUCAUGGGUUCCUUAUCCAGUGCUGCCUGGCGCAUUAUCAUCACCCCUGUGGACACCUGCAAGACCAUCUUGCAGACCGAUGGUCCCAAGGGCUGGGUGAUGCUGAAGGACAAGAUCCAAAAGGGCGGUCCUUUGGUGCUGUGGGCUGGAUGGGAAGGCAACUACAUGGCCAAUGUGGUGGGCAACUACCCCUGGUUUGCCACCAUGAAUGUGCUGCAAAAACACAUUCCAGUUCCAGCUGGAAAUUUCCAGAAGUUGCUGAGGAGCGCCUUCAUCGGUGCCAUUGCUUCAUCCAUCAGUGAUGUUGUGGCUAAUUCCAUCAGAGUCAUUAAGACAAAGAAGCAAACCAGCAGUGAGAACUGCAGCUACCUCUCUGCUGCCCAGCAGAUUAUCGAGAAGGACGGGGUCUCGGGCAUCUUCUUCCGGGGGCUCAGCACCAGGGUCUUCACCAACAUCCUGCAGAGCGCCUUCUUCACCGUGCUGUGGAAGUACCUGUCCUCCAAAUAAACAAUUCGCCGCUGGGACGAGCUUUGGAGGAUUUGCUGGUGAGGAUAGCAGAGAUUGACCUGGGACCGGUCAGUUUCCAAAUUUGGUUUUUGGGCCUACUGAUAGCAACUCUAGUUGAUACUCAAAAAUGCGGAAGCCUUGUUUUUUG